This is a messenger RNA of Dendroctonus ponderosae (mountain pine beetle), 2478 nucleotides long. Its product is annotated as ethanolamine-phosphate cytidylyltransferase. The record is from RefSeq and is a predicted model, not a curated record. NCBI's taxonomy places the organism in Eukaryota, Metazoa, Arthropoda, Insecta, Coleoptera, Curculionidae. Gene Ontology annotation, molecular function: ethanolamine-phosphate cytidylyltransferase activity. Gene Ontology annotation, biological process: phosphatidylethanolamine biosynthetic process. The coding region runs from base 345 to 1490 and encodes 381 amino acids. Gene Ontology annotation, cellular component: cytoplasm. The transcript is spliced from 8 exons.
CAACACAGCACGGUCUCCUGAUUCCAAGGGGCGUCAUUAAUGUGACGUCUAUCAUUAUUUAUGAUUUUUUAUGGAUAAUUUGUAAAACUGGCUGUUUUGAGUGAUAACACGCUCUGAUUCAAAUUAAAAUGAUCCGUAAAUCAAGUCCACAUACAGUCAACUGAGUCUGUUCACGGCAAGUCAACUAAGGUUACGUUACUAGUGUAUGGGCCCCAUUGGACAAGGUUUCUUGCAUGAGGUGUUUGCAGUGCCAAGUGUCUCUAUAACAACCAACCGCAAUAACACAACAGAAAAAAACCGAAAGCGUUUUUUGUCAACUUUACUUCAGACUUGCAUUCUACAACAUGUCUGAAAAUGGCCACGAAAAGCCCCUGAAUGGCCUCAGCAAUGGCUCAGCUGCACAUGAGAGGCCCAUUCGUGUUUGGUGCGACGGAUGUUACGAUAUGGUGCAUUUCGGUCAUGCCAACUCAUUAAGGCAAGCUAAAGCGCUGGGAGACUAUUUGGUGGUCGGUGUGCAUACUGACGAGGAAAUCACCAAACACAAGGGCCCCCCAGUAUUUACGCAACAAGAGAGGUACAAAAUGGUACGCGGAAUUAAGUGGGUAGAUGAGGUGAUUGAAGGUGCCCCUUACGUUACCACGCUGGACACUCUCGAUAAAUAUGAUUGCGAUUUUUGCGUGCACGGCGACGAUAUAACAAUGACCGCCGAAGGCGUUGAUACGUAUCACAUGGUUAAAUCGGCCGGAAGAUAUAAGGAAGUACAAAGAACAGAAGGAGUCUCAACCACUGAUCUGGUUGGUAGAAUGCUUCUUCUCACACGGAACCAUUUCAAGCAAGGUCAGUAUGAGUACAGUGUUGAAAAAGAGCAUUCUACAACCAUGGGUCAAGAUUCUUCUGCUAGGUCGCCUUGGACUGGUUGUAGCCAGUUUUUACCUACUACUCAAAAGAUUAUUCAAUUUUCUGAUGGCAAGGCGCCAAAAAUUGGCGAUAGGGUUGUAUAUGUUGCAGGGGCAUUCGAUUUGUUCCAUGUCGGACACUUAGAUUUCCUCGAAAAGGCUCGAGAACAGGGCGACUAUCUAAUAGUCGGGUUGCACACCGAUCCAAUUGUAAAUAUAUACAAGGGCUCAAAUUUUCCGAUAAUGAACUUGCACGAACGGGUAUUGAGUGUUUUAGCGUGCAAGUAUGUUUCAGAAGUCGUGAUUGGCGCACCAUAUAAGGUGAGUGAAAGCUUAAUGUCGCACUUUAAAGUAGACAUAGUCAUUCAUGGCAAAACCUCCGUAAUGAAAGACGUUGAUGGAAGCGAUCCCUAUGAAAUCCCCAAGCGCCUUGGCAAGUUCAAAGCUGUAGAUUCAGGUAAUGAGAUGACUACCGAAAAGAUCGUCGACCGAAUAAUUCGAAAUCGGAUGGAGUUUCAAGAGAGAAACAGGCUAAAGGAGAAAAAAGAGAUUGAGUUGAUAAAAUCGCUAAAACUCAAGGGUUUAACGGUGUGAACGGUAUAUUUGCCUUUUUCUUUGGGGUUUUUUACACUAGUACCAGCACAGGCAAGUAGAAGUGUUUAAGGGAUUAUUUUCGCUUUGCUUUAUUUAUUGGAUGCUAACGAUGUACCAUCAGUUGAAUGUACUUGGAUAUUUUCUUAAAGCCGAACUUGCUCCAUUCUUUUUUAUCUUUUUGUACCAGCUUUUACUAUAGCUAUUUAAGGUUUUAGUAGUUGAAAGUGUUUUGUCUCUUAUUAGCGAUAAGCCAAAGAGAUGUACAGUAAAGUUACUUAGCCAUAAUGUUUGUGAUAGAUAAUUCUCUUAGAGUUUAAGAAUGUUCCUGUCUGUAUCUCUCCUGUUAUUUAUUUAGUUAUUUGCAUAACUUUUUUCUUCAACACUUUUUAUUUUGCAUUGUUAUGUCGGCAAGGGAUUUUUCUCAGCCAAAUUCAAAGUGUUCCGAUGAGACAAGCACAUGUUUUCCUUCAAAUCUUGCCCUAUAACUACAGUUUGAUAUGCUUGAAAACCCUUUAGUUUAACAAUGGAUCAACAAAAAAUUAUAUGCAUUUGAAUAGGACUGCCAAAUAAAAUUUUUGUCUCGUUUAUGAGACGAAUGUUUCGGUAGUAUCCACUGAGACAUGGUUAUAUAAACUAAUGAUUUUGAUUGAUUUUUAGCAUUUAGAAGAACGUGGGCUGUUUUAAAAUUUACAAAGACUAUAUUUUAAUAUUUUUUAUCACUAGGCUGUAUAAAUGUAUAAUCAAGAAAAUUUGAAGAUGACAAAUAUUGAUUACUAGUCAACAACUGCGAUUCACUGCAGUGUUUACUCGUUAUUUAUUUGGUAUUAUGUAGAUUUACAAACAAUAGGCAUUGUCAAUUUAUCGGUUUAUUGUCUUCGCUUCUUUUAUAUGUGUUUUUUUCCGAAGCUACCGAGUUGUCUAACUUUACUCGAAUGUAUAUUGUACUCUUUUUAUUGUUAAAUAUUCAAAUAAAUGUUUUUGUAAAUUA